Procambarus clarkii (red swamp crayfish) is the source of this 1577-nucleotide messenger RNA. RefSeq lists its product as uncharacterized. The record is from RefSeq and is a predicted model, not a curated record. NCBI's taxonomy places the organism in Eukaryota, Metazoa, Arthropoda, Malacostraca, Decapoda, Cambaridae.
AGUGCUGUAGUAUAUAUAUAUCAGUCUGGGUAGUAUGUUCUCUCUAUGUCUUGUUAGCACCCCUUCAGUCGACAUGACCUGGCAGAGGCUUGCAGUGAUAGUGGCCGUGGCGGUGACAGCCGCCCCCUCAACGUCCAACACCUUCAAUGCCGUCGAGAAGCCCGGAUGGGAGCCAAACUUUCUUGGUCAGACCCCACUCACGCAUGCGGCGUUCAUGGAAGCCUACUUCUCCGAGGACGACACCCUGGAGUACGAGGACAGGUGGAACAUCUACGUCUCCACCUUCAAUCCUGUCGGUGGGCUGGACGAGGUGUACAGGAUAAGGGCUCCAGGGCGUUACCUCUCAGACAUCAGCGCCUUGAAGGUUGAGGUGAUGGACCAGUCAGCUUACUGGCCCAACAAUCCUGACUACCUCCCUAGUUCAAUCGGAGGCUCCGAGGGAGUCAUCUGGACCUCCGGGUUCCUGGUGACGGGGAAGACAAAGGGGCAGCUGCAGAUGUACGACACCACUAAGGACCCCGUUCUCGGCCCCUACAACAUCGCCUCCGACGACACCAACGACUGGUCGUACCAUCGCGUCGUGUGGAAGGAUAUGGACCAGGACGGUGACUUGGAUGCGCUCACAGCAAGGUUCCACAAGCCUUUAAUUGGGACCACAAAGCACGAUCUGGUGUGGUUCGAGAACGCCGGUGAGGGCUUCAGUGAGGGAUGGACGGCCCACGUAGUAGCGAGCGACGGCCCAGACGUCCAUUUCGCCUUGGUCACCCUCAGCGCCGGCGGGAGGGACUUCGACUGCAUCAUCGUCGGGGAGUUCUUCAACCAGCAGACCUCUAUUUACUGGACUGAGAGCGACACCAACGACUGGACCGACCUCUCCUUGGUCAAGUCUCGGGUCAUCAACGAGAACGCUGGUCAGGUGUUCGACGUUCUAGUGGACGACUUCAACCGUGACGGAACGCUCGAGUUUAUCGCCACGGAGUACAGAACUGACCUCGGAGUCGGCCAGGUCACACUCUAUCAGUUCCCCGAGGACUUUAGAACGGACGAGUUCCCUCGCCUGAAGCUUGCUGACGGGUUCCGUCCUAACCAGAUACUGGUGGGACAGACCAUGUCCCCGGGGACACCCAAGGUCUACUACCCGACCGCCGAAUACGCCAACGACCUUGCUGAAGACGGCAUGCCCCACAAACCCUUCAUCCUGCUGUCUGGGGACGACGACGGCCGCAUGUACGUCCUGUACCCCAACACCGAGGACCGGGACGACUGGGUCUACCAGAAACACAUCCUCGUCGACACCCUAGAAACCACUAUUGGUAAAAUGGCUCACGGGGACUUCAACAACGAUGGGUACGAAGACAUAGUGGUGGGUGGAUACUCCAGUGGUCAGCUCUAUGUGUAUACUUAUGCCUUCCAAGUGUAAGUAGGCCCGCCCUUGGUCGCGCCUCUUUAUAACAGGUAUGCAAGGCGCUCUUUAACAGCACUUAAGUAAAGCACAUAUGUAAAGCACUCGUGUCAAUCACUUAUAGAACACCUAUGUAAAGUUGCUGUGUAAAACAAUAAAGCAAAACACUUAUAAA